CAAUUUACUUUGUUAGUAAAUUAAUUUGUUUGGUCGACGGCCACUGGGUACUGCAUCUACAACCUAGCUAGCUGUAGUGAUGAGUCAUGGCUGAUCGACGAGCCCCGCUUCUUUUAGUGCAGUGUGGUACCACCAGCUAGGUAGUACUUGCAUUUGCAUAUAGCUCUACCAUGCAAAGUGGCCUCAUAUUCCACCAGAUUCCUGCUGGUACUCCUCAUAGUACGCACCUAGUGUUGAGUCUGCAACUAUAUUCCUGCUUGAUACGUGUACCUCUGAAACUCAUAGUACAUCAUCGAUCGUUCCAGUCGAGUUGUGUCUGAAAUUCGUCCCCACAAGACUGUACGCAGAUGCCUGUAGUUCAGUCCUCUAGUCCACCACAAAAUUGACAACAGACCCAAUCUUCUCUCUCUAACCGUAGUGUUGGUACGCGUCCGGUACCACUAGGCCGGCGCAGAAAAAUGAUGGAGAACACACGGAGAGAGAGGUGGAGGAGAGGCUAAUCCUGAAGUGCACUCAAAGAUACAUGCUGGCUUUUGCAUUCAUGCCCCUAAAAGCUUCACUCUCACAGCUGCUACACCCAGCGUGCACUGCAGGUCCUGUUCAUCCCGCCUUCUAUCUUCUUCCAUUCACACUUUCUGCAAGCUAGCUAGAGUACCGGCCCACAUUCCAUGCCAUCAAGUGCUUGCAAUCGGCCUAGAUUAGAAUUGUACUUUGCCCUUAGAAAAUGGAUCCAGGACAUGAUUGCAGUGCACUUAUAGUAGAUAGAUAGACAGAUUUGGUGUCGGCUAUAUAGACUGCUAGAGCUAGCCGGAUUACAAUAUAAAUAGCAGUUCAUAUGAGCGUGCGCAUAUACAUACAUGUGCUCUGCUCUGCUUGCUGUCAAGAGUCUGUGCUCAUCUCUAGCUAUCUAUAAAGAUCCUUUUCACCUUCUUUGGUCCACACGCAUACAACAUAUAUACACGAUCGGUCGAUCGGUGGACCAGCUAGUACCAUUGUUUCCCCUCUGUGAAGAUCAGCUGUGGCCUCCACACAUGCAUCUACUAGUAGUAAGUUGAAAAGGUUGUGCUCUUGAUUUCAUUUCAGAAGACAUCGAGCUAGCUUGCUACCAGGCAGAAAGGUAGAUGCUAGCAAUGGAGCAUCAGCAGGAGGAGUCGUGUGUUCCCCCGGGGUUCAGGUUCCACCCCACAGAGGAGGAGCUGGUGGGGUACUACCUGGCCAGGAAGGUGGCCGCCCAAACGAUUGACCUCGACAUCAUCCAGGAGGUCGAUCUCUACCGGAUCGAGCCAUGGGACCUCCAAGACAGGUGCGUCGGCGGUAAGGGAGGACGGGGAGCGCGUCAGGUAGCGGAGGACGAGCAGUCAUCGUCGGAGUUGUACUUCUUCAGCUUCAAGGACCGCAAGUAUCCGAGCGGCACGCGCACCAACCGCGCCACGGCGGCCGGGUUCUGGAAAGCCACCGGCAGGGACAAGCCGGUGACGUCGUCCAGGAGCCGGGGCGUCAUCGGCAUGAGGAAGACGCUCGUCUUCUAUCGGGGCCGCGCCCCCAAUGGUAGGAAGACCGAUUGGAUCAUCCACGAGUAUCGCCUCCAGACAAGCGAGCACGCACCCACACAGGAGGAAGGCUGGGUGGUGUGCCGGGCGUUCCAGAAGCCCACCCCGAACCAGAGGCCGUCCUACAUCUUCCCUGCAUACGCCGACGCGCGGCCGUGGCUGCACAUCCAAGGCGGCGGUGACCUCCAUUACCUGCAGAGCGGCACUGGCGCUGCCGGGGCCGGCGGCCUCGGCUUCCCGAGCCAGGACGUCAAUUACUCCUCCGAGGACCUGCUGGACUCCAAGCAGAGUCUCUUCGGCAAUAUCCCGCAGCUCAUCGAGAGCCCGCCGGCGACUGCCCUUCUAGGCUGCGGCGACGAUGCCGUCCUCCAGCAGCAGGGACAGGGACAGGCGGCGGCCGGCAUCGACUGGAACUUCCUGGACAGCUUGCUGUCCACGUCACAGCUCCACGUCACAGCGUCACAUCUGCACCUAGAGCAGUGAAGUAGAUCCAGUUAGCUGACAUACCGUAGCAGCAUCGAUUUCAUUGUAUACAUGAUUUCGUAGUAGAUGAUGUCCGGGACACUUGGUUGCCACUUGUACCUAGCUAGACUAGUCUGUUCCACUUACUGAACCCAUGUGUUUUCCUGUGGACUACUCUGUUCCACUUACUGAAUCUAUGUGCUUUACUGUAGA
Messenger RNA from Triticum dicoccoides, 2225 nucleotides. Its product is annotated as NAC domain-containing protein 30-like. NCBI's taxonomy places the organism in Eukaryota, Viridiplantae, Streptophyta, Magnoliopsida, Poales, Poaceae. Bases 1122 to 2033 code for a protein of 303 amino acids. Gene Ontology annotation, biological process: regulation of DNA-templated transcription. Gene Ontology annotation, molecular function: DNA binding. The transcript has 3 exons. The record is from RefSeq and is a predicted model, not a curated record.